Molecule: messenger RNA, 1251 nt
Organism: Rhizophagus irregularis DAOM 181602=DAOM 197198
Lineage: Eukaryota; Fungi; Glomeromycota; Glomeromycetes; Glomerales; Glomeraceae
Source: RefSeq, a predicted model, not a curated record
GAUACAUGGUGUCAACCUUGUAAUGCUAAAAGAUUUAAGGAAAAUUUUAAAAAUUGGACUAGUGGAAAUAAAAAUAUUGAUGAAUUAAUACAACAAUCACAACUUAAUGCUUUACAUACUUUUAAAUGUCUUGAAUGGAUACCUUUUGAAAAAUUUGAAAAUGUUACCUAUCUUACCAGGGGUGGUUUUAGUAAAAUUUAUUCGGCUGACUGGCCUGAAGGAAAUAUUGAAUAUUGGGAUAUUGAAAAUCAAAAAUGGCACCUAACACCUCCAAAUGUAAAAGUUGUAUUAAAAAGUUUAGAUAAUUCAUCUAAUAUGAAUGAUGAUUUUUUGAAUGAGAUUAAAUAUUAUAUUUCAAGUCAUUUUUCUUGUGUUAAUACCGUCAUAUGUUAUGGAAUAACUCAAGAUCCAGACACCCAAAAUUAUAUGAUGGUUUUACAAUAUUAUAAGAAUGGAGAUUUGAGAAAUAAUUUAAUGAAUGAUUUAGAAUAUGGAAAUAAAAUUCGAUAUUUAUUUACGAUCAUAGAUGGCCUUUUAGCUAUUCACAACACUGGAAAAGUUCAUAAAGAUUUUCAUUCAGGAAAUGUAUUAUUAGAUGGUAACGUCCUAGCUAUUAGUGAUUUAGGAAUGUGUCAACCAGCAGAUGAUAAUGAGCGAAAAGGAGUUUUUGGGGUAAUACCUUAUAUGGCACCAGAAGUUUUACGUGGACAUCAAUAUACACAAGCAGCAGAUAUUUACUCAUUUGGAAUAAUAAUGAAUGAACUUAUGUCAGAAGAAAUUGCUUUUAAUGAUAUUCCUCAUGAUCGUACUUUGGCCGUUAAAAUAUGUAAAGGACUUAGACCUAAAAUUUCUGAAGAUACACCAGAAUUAAUUGCAAAUUUGAUUAUUAAAUGUUGGGAUGCUAAAGCAGAGAAUAGACCAGCUGCUAAAGAAUUAUUUCAACUAUUAAGAAAAUAUUUCGAUGAACUUAACAAAGAAGUUAGCGAAAUUUAUUCUCAAAUAAAAGAAUGCGAAAAAAUUAAAGUGAAUAAAUUAAAAAACAGAACAAAUGAGAAUAAAUCUAAAAAUUUUCAAACACACCCACAAGCAAUUUAUACUAGCAGACUUUUGAAUUUUAAAAAUCUUCCAGAACCAGUAAAUUCAACCGAUUAUUUAUCUUCAUUUCAAGAGCCCGUUUCAUCAAUAUCAGAAAAUCCAAUUUCUGAAUGCUUGGAUUAUGAAUUAAAUGAAUUCGAUCUCAAUCAAGAAUGA